Molecule: messenger RNA, 765 nt
Organism: Plasmodium vinckei vinckei
Lineage: Eukaryota; Apicomplexa; Aconoidasida; Haemosporida; Plasmodiidae
Product: rhoptry associated adhesin, putative
Exons: 2
Coding region: 1-765 (254 amino acids)
Source: RefSeq, a predicted model, not a curated record
AUGAAAAAGAUCUUUGUUUUAUUUUUUGUUUUUUUAUUUAAAAUAUGGAGAGAAACUGCUGAAUGCUCCAAAUACCCAAAAAGAAAAAGACAUGGAGCUGGUGUGAAAGAAAAUUAUUUAAAAAACGAGAAUUUAAAUAAUUACAGUUUCAUGAUGGCUAACCAAAAUGAUGAAAAAGUUAUGAAUGAGAACGCAAAGAAUAUCAAUAAUAACAACGUGAAUAAUAAUAAUAACAUGAACAACAAUGUGAAUAAUAAUGACAAUAAUAAUAAUAAUAAUGAUAACAAUAAUAACAAUAAUAACAAUAAUAACAAUAACAAUAAUAAUAAUGACAACAAUAACAAUAAUAAUAAUGACAACAAUAAUAACAAUAACAAUAAUAAUAACGAAGAAAAAAAAGGUGAUGUCCAACCCGAACAAAAAAUUAAUAAAGAAAACUUAUUAGAAUAUGGAACACAUGACAAGAAUGGACAUUUCAUUCCUUCUUACAAAACUCUAACAGAUGAAAUAUUAUCGACAAGCAAUGCAUUGGAACGAGCUUCAAAUUACCUAAAAAUCACAUGCUCUCAUCUCAUGAAAAUUCUCGAAUUUAUUCCAGACUCGAAGAUAUCAUCACAAUAUAUAAAGGUUGAUAAUAAAAAUGUCUACUUAAAAGACAUUAAUACUGAUUGCCAAGAUAUUUUUUUUAAUUUAGAAAAAUUAACUAUGACUACCAUUGUUCUUAAUUCAAAAAUCAAUAAGUUGGUAUAUGUUCAGGACUCUUAA